UCACUCGGAUUCAAAGAAAACUUGCCCCUACGAUCUUCAAACUUUGGCUUCCACCUCAAUGCCGCGUAGACCAUUUGCUUCAUUCUGUAGCUUUAUGAUUGGAUGGCACAUUCGCAGGCUGGCCCAUAGUUUAUCCCUCCAAGAAAAUCAUUAAAUGUGGUGUUUCAGGCAGGCAAGUCCCCUUCUUCUGUUCUCCAGUCUCUGUAAUAAUAAAAACAACAACAGCAAUUUCUUUCAGUAUACCUGUUAUUGACCAUGGCUGCUGCUGCUUCAACGACUGUUGCGCAUUGGUCAACCCCAACUUCCCUCCACUUGUCAACUGCUAAAAACAAGAACGCAGCAGUCUUAUUAAACUCCAUACGCACUUGCAAAAUCACAUCAUCAUCGUCUAUCGGUAAAGUCCAAUAUGGAUAUGGAUACUCGAAGAGAAGCUCAAUUCUUACUGGUUUCAAGCCCUUUUCUUCUCCAGUCAUGGAGUUUCAGGAUUGCACGGUUAAGAUGGAAAUUGAUGUGCCUGUUGGGUUGGCUUAUAAGCUUUAUUCAGAUCGUGAAUCAAUUCCUCGUUGGAUGCCCUUCAUUUCAUCUGUACAGGUGCUCAAAGACAAGCCCGACCUAUCACGGUGGUCACUGAAGUAUAAAGCACUUGGUCAGGAACUUGAAUAUUCUUGGCUUGCUAGAAAUAUGCAGCCAACCCCCAAUCAGAAAAUUCAUUGGAGAUCUCUGGAAGGUCUUCCUAACAGGCUUGCUAUUAAGAAAUUUCCCCUGAAUAUACUAGAUAGAGGGGAUGGUGAACAAGAGGCUCUGUUCGAUUUUUUCCAAAAGGUUCUUCAUCAUGUCUGGUAGAAGCACUCCAACCUUUGCUUGAGAGCUUACUCAGAGGGGGUUUGGAAAGAUUUGCAACACUUGCGAAAAGCACUUUGGCAGACUGAAUUCCACGCUUCAAAUGGGGUAGCUGGAACUCAUGUCUAAUGAUCAUCAACAAUUUUCUUAGUUGGAAUAUUUACAGAAUCAAUAUGAUUAUCUUUCACUGGCAGCAUUGUUCCCUGUAGAAGAAGGGAGAAGUUUUCUUAUUAAUUUGCCAUUGAUUGUACUCAGCACCCUUACUUUGGAUUGUUGAUCAAUUCCAAAAAUAAUGAAAAGUUCAUGAUA
Molecule: messenger RNA, 1149 nt
Organism: Populus nigra (black poplar)
Lineage: Eukaryota; Viridiplantae; Streptophyta; Magnoliopsida; Malpighiales; Salicaceae
Exons: 7
Coding region: 256-843 (195 amino acids)
Source: RefSeq, a predicted model, not a curated record